AAACUAACAGUGAACGCUCUCGAGGUGUGAGGAACUGAAAACGGCUCUUCGCGCGGCCCGAUGAAAAGCCACUGCAUCCAGUUGUAUAACAAAUAGACAAACGUUUCCGCGUGUGUAUUUACUCGGUAAUGUCUGCAGCAACGUCUGUGGUAACGGAACGGGCUACUGGCAUAUGCUGUCGUCUUGUGAUAAGGUGUAGCUGUCUCCAUGGCGACCAGCGUGGUUCCCGGGGACAACCUGCCCACGUAUAAGCUGGUAGUGGUGGGAGACGGCGGCGUGGGGAAGAGCGCGCUUACCAUACAGUUCUUCCAGAAGAUCUUCGUCCCGGACUACGACCCCACCAUCGAGGACUCGUACCUCAAACACACCGAGAUCGACGGCCAGUGGGCCAUUCUGGACGUUCUGGACACGGCGGGGCAGGAGGAGUUCAGUGCGAUGAGAGAGCAGUACAUGAGGACAGGAGACGGCUUUCUCAUCGUGUUUUCAGUCACUGAUAAAGCCAGCUUUGAACACGUGGAUCGUUUCCACCAGCUGAUUCUGAGAGUCAAGGACCGGGAGUCGUUUCCCAUGGUUCUGGUGGCUAAUAAAGUUGAUCUGGUGCAUUUGCGCAAGAUCACCAGUGAGCAGGGACGAGAGAUGGCCUCCAAACACAGCAUCACAUAUAUUGAAACAAGUGCAAAGGAUCCGCCCAUGAAUGUAGACAAAGCGUUUCACGAGCUCGUCAGAGUGAUACGUCAGCAGAUCCCAGAGCGGGGCCUGAAGAAGAAGAGGAAAGCCAAAUGGCGGGCGGACAGACCUUCGGGUUCCCAGAGGCUGCACUGCGUCUUACUGUGACCGCACACCCUCUAUCUCAAUGCCGCGUCAAUGCCGCGAUGAUGACUCUGUGACUUGGACUGUUAAAACACACACACACACACACAAGCUAUGAUAAUAUCCAGGAACUAAUGAACACAGCUUGAAUAUUCCAUAAUUAAUGGCGAAAUUCCCAAAAAUGUGGAAUUUGAGCUAUUUUUCAUGAGAUUUUCUUAGCAGGCGAUACCUGGAUGAAAUAACAGGAUUCUAGCGCUGUUCACUCACGUUAUCUCUCAGAGAACAAUUCAGAGACACACUUUCUGAGGCCUUGUUUUGUAUUGUGUUUCUAUAUUUAUUGUGCUGAAUUCUAUAUUGUUAAGUGAUUGUUAAUACAGCAUAACGGCUUUGAAAAAACUAGGGAACAGACGGGAUUCAAGUUGCACAUCUGGCAUAUGUAGAUACGCUCAGGAGGUGGGGGAAAUACUGGUUACCAUAGUUAAGCAAUUCUUUUUAUGAAGAAAAUUAACAAUAAAAAAAACGCAUUGAGGUUACACACAACACUAAAAUAACGCUAAACAUGUAAAACGCGUAAUUAAUAGCACAAAGUAUGUACAAGUUUUUACAUAAAGUGUUUUAUACAUUUUUAAUAACUUCAACAACUAUUUACCAUAAAAGUGAUUGUUAAAUAUACAGUUUUACUACAUAUGGUAAUGUAACAUACUGUUAAGCAAUUAACAGAUUUUUUUCUGUUGCAUUUUGUUUUUCUAUUAAACUUACUAUCAUUCAUCAACUUUGCAUUUAUGUCUCGCAAUUCUGAGUUUACGCCCUGCAAGUUUACGUCUCGCAAUUUUAAGUUUAUAUCUCACAAUUCUGGGUUCAUGUUUUGCAAGUUUACAUCUCACAAUUCUGAGUUUACAUCUUGCAUUUCUGAGUUCACGUGUCGUAAUUCCGAGUUUAUAUCUCAACAAUUCUGAUUUUAUAUCUGGCAAUUCUGAGUUUUUUUCUCAAGUUUAAAUCUCACAAAUUCUGAGUUUACGUCUCACAAGUUUAAAUCUCGCAAUUCUGAGUUUAUUUCACUUAAUUCUGAGUUUAUAUCUCGCAAUUCUGAAUUUGUCUCACAAUUCUGAGUUUAUAUCUUGCAAUUCAAAGUUUAUAUCUGGCAAUUCUGAGUUUAUCACGUAAGUUUAAAUCUCGCAAUUCUGAGUUUGUUUCACUUAAUUCUGAGUUUAUAUCUCGCAAUUCUGAGUUUGUCUCACAAUUCUGAGUUUAUAUCUCGCAAUUCAAAGUUUAUAUCUGGCAAUUCUGAGUUUAUCUCGUAAGUUUAAAUCUUGCAAUUCUGAGUUUACGUUUCGCAAUUUUAAAUCUUGCGAUUCUGAGUUUAUAUCUCACAAUUCUGAGUUUAUAUCUCGCAAUUCUGAGUUUUUCUCGCAAGUUUAAAUCUUGCAAUUUUUGAGUUUAUGUGUCGCAAGUUUAAAUUCUCGCAAUUCUGAGUUUAUAUCUGGAAAUUCUGAGUUUACGUCUCACAAGUUUAAAUCUCGCAAUUCUGAGUUUAUAUCUUGCAAUUCUAAGUUUAUAUCUGGCAAUUCGGAGUUUGUCUCGCAAGUUUAAAUUUCACAAUUCGGAGUUUACAUCUCACAACUCAACUUACAAAUGGUCGCCCUCGCACUUGAAUUAAAAAAUUGGUGGAUAUUCCUUUAUUUUCUGCUUAGAAAUGCAUGGGAAACUAUGGUAACCUGGAUUUGUUUAUCCUGACGUUAAAACAUGCCUCCAAUGUGUGAUGUGUCACUUGUAUCUAUAAAAACUCAAAGAAAGUUGCUGUUCUUACAUCAGCACACUGAUGACAGUAUAUAAUGUUAUUAAUCAGGAUUGUAGAUCAAGACUAUCACGAUGAAAGUUUUGUACAUUCGAUGCCUGAUCUCAAUUACGUUGCCAUAAACUGAGUCAAUCAGUAAUUGCACAGAAACGUUACAGUGUUACAUUGAAGUCAUUAGAUCAAGCGAUUGAUCUUGUGUUUUUUUCUGCUUGUCUUGAAUGCAUCGUCACUUUACUUUGAAUGUUUUCGCUCGUUUCGAAGUUCUCAUUGAUGUUUUGAAUGUAUCGUAUGUUAUUCUAUACGCCAAUUUUGCUUUUGAUGUUUCAGGUCCAGCUUUAGUGUUUAGCAUAUUAAAGGAACAUCAUCCUAGUAGCUCGUUUAGGCGUUUUGUGAUUGUAUACUGCUCUUGUUUUUCUGUGUUAUUUUAACUUCGGAAUCUGUUUUGUUUCAAAGACUGGAUGUUCUCCUUACAUUUUCAGUUUUGUUUGAAACUUGGUGCAAAUUUUGUGGUUCAGUUAUUACUGACUUUUUUGUUUUUGCUAUUGUUUUUUUUGAAGUUAUUUAUUAUACAAAUUACAUGUAUACUGUGAUUAUGUUUGUAUGAAGAUAAUUAAGACCAAUUAAGGCCAAAAACUGCUCUGAAAAAGAAGGGAUUUUUGCAUCAGGAAUAUUGAAAGAAUUUGUAAAGUGGAAUAUAAACAUAUUAUAAUAAAAAUCAAAUAAAUGAA
Molecule: messenger RNA, 3333 nt
Organism: Onychostoma macrolepis
Lineage: Eukaryota; Metazoa; Chordata; Actinopteri; Cypriniformes; Cyprinidae
Gene: mrasb
Product: muscle RAS oncogene homolog b
Exons: 6
Coding region: 208-834 (208 amino acids)
Biological process (GO): signal transduction
Cellular component (GO): plasma membrane
Molecular function (GO): GTPase activity; GDP binding; GTP binding
Source: RefSeq, a predicted model, not a curated record